Molecule: messenger RNA, 6621 nt
Organism: Mycena indigotica
Lineage: Eukaryota; Fungi; Basidiomycota; Agaricomycetes; Agaricales; Mycenaceae
Product: Helicase C-terminal domain-containing protein
Exons: 10
Coding region: 7-6621 (2204 amino acids)
Molecular function (GO): ATP-dependent chromatin remodeler activity; ATP binding; methyltransferase activity
Source: RefSeq, a predicted model, not a curated record
CACACCAUGGCGAAGGGAAAAGAGAAAACGUCGAAGCCUGCGGGUCAGCAGGGCAUCAAGUCUUUUUUCAAGAAGACCAAGCCCUCAAAAGGAGAUGACGCCGACUUUGAAGGCGGAAACGGGGUAGACCACGACGCGUCAGAGUCGGACGACAACGACGCGCCUGCAACAUCGUCGAAGCCUGAAAAAGGCGAAUCCAAGAUUGUCGCGCCAGACGAGUCUGACCUUCCCCCAAUUCACGACAUUUCCGCCAUAUUCGACGACCUCGUCAGUCGUAUACCCAAAAUCAAGAAAGUGGCCGAACACAUCCAAGGCCGCAAACUUCGUGUCGCUACCAUGUGUUCUGGGACCGAGUCCCCUCUCCUGGCACUGGAACUCAUCCAAAAAUCCAUCUUCGACCAGCAUAAUAUCAAGUUUGACGUCGAGCACGUCUUUUCCUGCGAGAUUGAGCCAUUCAAGCAGGCUUAUAUCGAGCGCAAUUUCCGUCCUCCUAUAUUGUUUCGCGAUGUCUGCGAAUUAGGAAAUGCUGAAGCGCACACAGCUUACGGCGCUCUCGUCCCUGUCCCAGGCGACGUUGACAUCCUUGUGGCCGGUACCUCUUGUGUCGACUACUCAAAUCUCAAUAACCAGAAGCAAGACAUUGAAGCGAAAGGAGAGUCAGGACAAACUUUUCGUGGGAUGCUGGGCUGGGUAAAACUGCAUCGUCCCCCGAUAGUCAUUCUCGAAAAUGUUUGCUCAGCUCCGUGGCCGAAGGUUGUUGCGGAGUUUGAGAAAAUCGACUACAGUGCCACGUCUGCGCGUUUCGACACCAAGUUCUAUUAUAUCGCGCACACUCGCACGCGCGUUUAUCUCGUAGCGGUUGAUGCUAAGCGGUCGGACAUUCCCGACCAGUGGCUCAAGAUUGUUUCCAGCGACCUCAAGCGACCGGCCUCCUCCUCGCUCGAUGCAUUUUUGCUGCCAUCUGAUGAUCCACGUAUUCAUGUUGCUCGACAGAAGCUCGCGAAAGAGAGCUACAACUCAGCUGAUCGUCGAACUGGACGAACAGAUUGGAAUCGUUGCGAGCGUCGUCAUGAGCGUUCUCGUGCGGAAGAAGAGUUGGGAAAAAAGAGGCCAUUGACCAAUUGGGACGAAGGAGGAUCCUGUAGUCUACCUGACUACAGCUGGUCAGAUUGGGGUGUCGGCCAAGUGGAACGCGUUUGGGACUUGAUGGACAUCCUCACUUUGCGGUCAGCCAAGAAGGGGAUUGACCCUUCGUACAAAACGCAAGUCCAAGUCUGGAACCUUUCCCAGAACGUUGACCGUACGGUUGGCGCCAAUAAAUUGGGGAUUUGCCCAUGUCUUACGCCAUCGAUGAUUCCAUUCAUUACGAACCGUGGGGGACCUAUGGUGGGACUGGAGGCCUUGGCUAUGCAAGGACUCCCCAUUGACAAGCUUCUCUUGACGCGUGAAACAGAGGACCAGCUUGCGGAUCUGGCAGGCAACGCUAUGUCGACCACCGUUGUUGGCGCAUGCAUCCUCGCUGCCCUCACCACCGGCAUGCGUCUGCUCAAGAAUGGGAAAGAUGACCGAAGCUACGAGAGCAAGCGAGGAAUGGCCGAAACAGAAACUACUGCAAUGGACGUUGAUAUCGCGAAGGAUACGCUCGAAGAUCAUGUCGUGGGCGAAGAUGAGCUGGUCACCAAACCCCUUGAUCUUGCGGUCACGAGCACUAUUCCACUGUCUGACCUAAUCGCCAACGCCAACCAGAGCUCCCGCCUUUGCGAUUGCGAAGGUCGUACUGAUAUCACGACCAGGAAGCUUUCACGUUGUCAGGACUGUGGCGCGUCCUCUUGCACCAAAUGUGGUGGUCGUCCCGAGCACAACCCCGUUGAGAUUGACACCAACACGAACCCUCGUCUUGCUCCUUCGGAAUUCGCCGACCAGAUAAAAUCAACAUUGCCCAUGACUCUGAACUUUGGUGGCCUCUCUGAAGAGCUCCUGGAUGCCCUCGCUGAUGGCGAGAGUAUCGCUCAGAAGCUAUGGUCUCCUUGGCGGGAUGCUGUUCUUCGAAUUCCUCAAGCCGAACUGCGUUUCGUCGAACCCAAACGACAAGACAUUUGGAUCGCAAGUUAUGAGUCCCCUCAGGCACUUCUCGAGCUACAUCUGCAUCCUCAACAACCUGAAUGGCGUCUCUAUGCCAAAGCUGACCCCAGUGCCCCCGCCAAAGCCGAGAUUAGGCAUAUUCUCAAGUCUCCCGUUGGUCGGCUUCGAUGCACCGACUCCUUACUUUCGGGCUCCUGGGAGCUUGCGCUUCCAAAGACAAACGCUGUCUCUGUCUCUAUCCAGGGGGCAGGAGAACCUGUUCCAUCUUGGGAGAUGCGACUCGGGUUGACGGGUGAUGAUUAUAAGGACAAGAAGGUCAUGUCGCAACUCAAAGUCUCUGUUUCUGACGAAGAUCUCGACAAAUUCGACCGCGACAUUUCGGGUGUGUAUACGCUGCUCGAUAAAUGCGGAACUGCCAAUGGUGCUUUACACAAGAAAGAGGCCACAACAGAAGAAGCAAACCUUCCUCCCCUAUUCCUCCUCCUUCAUCCACAACGAACAAGUGACGACGACGAUUGUUUUGUGUUCUCUAUCAGUCGUCGGCGCUAUGAAUAUGGAGAAUCGCGGCCCAUCGUUGCUGUCCUCGACUCCAAAUGGAGACAAUCAAACAGCACAACGGAGAAGAGCGUCAAAUGUCGUGUUCCUGUCUGGAAAUCGGUAGCCCAGAUGUCCUUGUCUCCAUCUCAUGCAAAGGGAGCCCAAUACGGCGUUCCUGAGCGGAACAUGGUGCUCGAUUGCUCCAAAGACUCGUGCGGGAGCGCCGCUGCAGUCUUAAUGUGUAGUGUUCCUCUCGGAGACCAAGCUGGCCCUGAAUGGCCUCGUGACUCGUGGGGAGAAGUGGACAAAGUUCACGAGCGAUCGAUUUUCCGAUCGCUGGCUUGGUUGCUAGAACGUGUCCGCCACAUCAGCAACAGCUUCGAUGGGUCCUGGCAAAAUAUUGAGCUUCCACACGAUGAGGAGAACUGUAAACGUUGUGCUCCAACACCUCCCGAAAUCCAGUGGGUAUCUUCCAAAAAGAAAAUGAUUGCGUUGGAGGAGCCUCAUCAAGCCGGCGAAUACGAGCGUCGUUUGAAGAUUCGCCCUAGCCCUUUUGUUACGCAGCUCAAACUUGGCGGUGACGGUGUCGGAACGGUGAAAGUCGGUUUCAAUGCACCUACUCUCGUACACCGAGCGUUCUCGCGGCUGCCUACACUCAACCGGACAGAGCCUGCGACUGUUUCCUGGCGACUCAACACGAAUUUCACACCUGCCAUCACACAAAAUCUGCCCAAGUUCCAGAUCAAAAGUAACAAGCAGGACGUGGAACAUCGUCAGCCUCCUAGCUUCAAGGUCAAGCUUCGAAAGGAACAGCGCCGAUCGCUGUCAUGGAUGGUCCAGCAAGAAGCGAUUGAUGUAGCCCCGUUUAUCGAAGAGGAAAUUUCGGAAGCCAUUUUGCCGUCGUUAGGAUGGCGCGCCGAAGGUCGUGCUCAGCGUCCUGUUCGGGUCCGUGGAGGUGUUCUGGCUGACGCUGUUGGUUACGGAAAAACUGCGACUACCCUUGGUUUGAUUGACUGUACUGCUGAUGAGGUUGAAGCUGAGUUUGAAGAAAUGGGACGGAUACCAGGGAAAAUCCUCACCAAAGCAACACUCGUGGUUGUUCCGCCACAUCUCACGAAACAAUGGCAGUCUGAGGCCAAGAAGUUUACGGCCAACCGUUUCGAGGUCCUAGUAAUCCCGACUGUUACUCACCUGAAUCCGCUUACUAUCCAGGAUUUCCAAGAGGCCGACAUUGUCGUCAUAGCGUCAACUUUGUCGAAGUCACAAGCGUACACCGACAAUUUGGAGCUUUUGGCAGGCAACGGGACCCUGCCUGCUUCUGCAGGCAGACAUUUCAAUGCCCGUCUCAAGGAAAUAUCGGAGGCGCUGAAAUCACAGACCGAUCGUCUUCAAGAUGAAGGGUCAGCUGCAGUUCUGGAGGAGAUGAAGCGAGGCGAGCAAGCUGCUGCUGAAGCCGAAGCUGCGGCUCGUGUCGUGACAAAACGAUUGAAAGGUCAAGCUUAUCGUGAUGCUCAAGAGAGGUUGGCAGCUGAGAAGAAGGGCAAAGAACAGGCUGCCCAAAAGCGGACGACACCCGCAGCAUCCCCUUCCGCUUCAUCUUCGCGUUCGUCCAGCCAGGUAUCAGUCGUCGUUCCACUUUUGCCCGGUCACAAACUUGGCCAGAACAUGCAACUUUACGAUGGAGAUGCCAUGGAUGUUGAUGACGAGGAAGAAGUGUCACGUGCGCCUAGACGAGCCGCUGCUAAAAGGACAAUAAUCGUCUUAUCCGAUGAUGAAGACGAAAAGCCAAAGCCAAAGAAAGCCAAGGGAAAGGCGGCGGCAAAAUCGAAAGCGGCCUCCAAAAAGAACGGGAAAGGCAAGAAAAAAUCGGGAACUGACGACGAUGACUACUCAGCCGAAGAAACACCGUCAGAGGAUGACUAUAACGAUGAAGAUGAGACUUCGUCGAUCGCCGCUUCGUCGGAUCAAGAGAGUGAAGACAGUGAUUCUCCCGCAAUCAAAACUGGCAGCAAACGCAAGGCACCCACAAAAAAAGUCACCGCAAAAUCGCGCAAGUCUUCUGUUGCCUCGACACCCUCUGCCAGGGAGUCUGCUGAUGAUGAAUCUGAAGACGAGGAGCCGAAAGGCAAGAAGAAGAAAGCUAAGCGUAAGGCAGGGUCUGAUGAUGAGGAUGCGGUUGGGGCAGCAAAGGAGAAGAGAAAGAGUCGUUUGAACAGCGAUCCAUGGAAACUCGGAAGCAACGCGGUCAAGAAAGACUGGAGGCAAAUGAAGGCACCACCGCUCGAGAUGUUCCAUUUCGCUCGCAUGGUUGUCGACGAAUACACUUACCUUGACGGUCGAGUACAUCCUCUAAUCACCAAUCUCACAUCCGAGCGACACUGGGUACUCUCGGGCACUCCUCCGGUCCAUGAUUUUGCCGCUCUAAAGACUAUCUCUGCUUUCCUCGGUUUGCAUCUUGGUGUCGAUGACGAUGGGGAGGGUCAGUCAGUCGAAGUCAAGAAACGGCGACGAGAGCAAACUGAUGCAGAGAAAUUUCACUCGUUCCGGGAAGUUCACAGUUUGGAAUGGCAUGCAAAUCGCCACACUCUGGGGCAGAGGUUUUUGGAUCAAUUUGUGCGCCAGAAUGUGCCAGAAAUCGAUGAGAUCCCCUUCAAGACUACGGUCACUGAGAUUGUUCUUCCUGCCGCUGAGAGGGCGAUAUAUCUCGAACUGGAGCAUCACCUGCGAGCCUUGGAUAUGACAAUCAAGAGGGGUCGAAAAACGGAGAGCGAUCGCGAGAAGCGACUAGCGUUGUCUUUGGGCGAGAGCAAGACGGCCGAGGAAGCUCUGCUCAAGCGCUGCUCCCAUUUUGAACUCGACGCAGAAAAUGAGAAUGCCAUGAAAGCAUGUGACGUCAUCGUCAAGGAACGCGAGAAACAACUCGAGGCUUGCAAGGCGGAACUCCUUCGAGCGGUCAAAGCUGGGGUCAAACGCGAAAUAGCGCUCGGCCAUGUGCCCGAGGAGUCUCAUUUCAGCGUCUGGGUGCGUGCAUCGAGGGAAGAAGGGGUUCAAGACGCGGAUGCCACAAAAAUCAUUCUUGAAGUCAUCGACCAGACAGAUGCGAAAACGAUGAAGUCGAAAAGGAGCGGAAAAGAGGUGACUCUCACUGGCAAAGUCAAGGACGCGAUAUGGGAGCAUCGAGAGGCCACGCACGAAAUACGACGACUGAGCAAGGAGCUUGUCGGCCGCGUUCGCUCUCUGCGAUUCUUCACCGCAGUUCGUGACCUUCAGAAGCAGCGCGAUAUACCAAUCAAGGUCUCUUGUCCUGCCUGUGGCCGGGAAAGACUUGACAUCAGCGACAUUUCUGUGUUGUCAUCCUGCGGUCACAUGGGAUGCUCGACAUGUGUCCGUGACUGUGCAGAGAAAGAGGAGUGUGUUUAUGCUGCCUCGGGGAAGUGCAGUUCUGCUGCACGGAUUCUCAACAUCGUCAAAGGUGACACUCUUGGCAUAGACGACGAGGAGCGAGACGGUCGCGGAAAGCACUACGGCAAGAAACUGGAGGUGGUAAUCGACCUCAUCAAAAACCAACUCCCGAAAGACGACCGUGUUCUCGUCUUUGUUCAAUUCCCCGAUCUGAUGAAGAAGGUCGCAGCUGCUCUGAAAGAUCACAAAGUCAAGUACCUUGAGAUCAAGGGAUCGGCGUCUGCAAAGAGCAAAGCCCUGGAGAGCUUCCAGCACAACAGUGCCGAAAGGGUGCUGCUGUUGAACUUGAUGGAUGAGAGUGCGAGCGGAGCCAACUUGACAUCCGCCAACCACGCCAUCUUCCUUUCCCCGCUUCUUGCCCAGUCGCAGGAGCAAUACGACGCUUGCAUGACCCAGGCUGUUGGUCGUUUGGUCCGUUUCGGACAGACCAAGGUGGUCCAUAUCUGGCGAUACUGCACGAAUGACACGAUGGACGGCGAAAUCUACAAUCUACGAGAGCCGAAACUACUACUAGACGCGGCUGAACAUAUGGAGGAGUAG